This is a messenger RNA of Electrophorus electricus (electric eel), 4359 nucleotides long. The record is from RefSeq and is a predicted model, not a curated record. Lineage: Eukaryota; Metazoa; Chordata; Actinopteri; Gymnotiformes; Gymnotidae.
GCCCGUUAUCUGUCAAUAGGUAAGUACACUGAAAUGUGGCCAUCAGUGAGCAUGUGUCAUUAGAGGAACCACUGGGAAUACUACCUAGCUAAAACAAAGACGCUUCUGUAACUGGUGGGAAAACUACCUAGCUAAAACAAAGACGCUUCUGUAACUGGUGGGAAUACUACCUAGCUAAAACAAAGACGCUUCUGUAACUGCUGGGAAUACUACCUAGCUAAAAUAAAGACGCUUCUGUAACUGGACACAAGGACAAGCGGGUUGAUGCUGACAGAUACAUCGACUCCUUGUGGACAACUUGUUUGAUUCUUCUGACUGAAGUGAGGAUUUCUACAAAUGAGAGCCAUGUAAUGUAAGUUAGUACGUUUUUUUUUUUUACGAACAAACAGACUAUAGGUUGUCACACUGGGUGAUCAUAAAGGUGAAGCUCAAACACACUCUAAAAAUAAUUUUGCGUGGCGGUUGAUCAUGUGGGUGUCCGACGACAAAGGAAAGAUGCGCCGAACAACUUAAACGUACUGCUGUCUACACGUCCUUAUGCACAUUUGGGGCGAAAAGCAUCGUUCAGAGAAUAACCAACAAAGAAGUCACGGAUUAUGAAAUGAAUCUGGAAUUUUUCUGCAUUUACCGUCUUGAAAAUGGCCAAAAACACUUCUCUUUAUUUUCGAAUAGUAGAAGGACGGAAUCUACCGGCAAAAGAUGUUUCGGGGACCAGUGAUCCCUACUGCAUUGUCAAAGUUGACAACGAGGUCGUGGCCAGAACAGCCACCAUUUGGAAGAACUUGAAUCCAUUUUGGGGAGAAGAGUACACACUACACAUGCCAAUGGGGUUCCAUACCCUCACCUUCUAUGUGAUGGAUGAAGACACAAUAGGCCAUGAUGAUGUCAUUGGAAAAAUCUCUUUAAGCAAAGAGGUUAUAGCAAAUCAGUCUAAAGGUCUAGAUAACUGGUUGAAUCUGACACGUGUGGAUCCAGAUGAAGAGGUUCAGGGAGAGAUCCACGUGGCCCUGGAAUUGCACAGAGAAGCCCAGAGAACCUGGCUGCAAUGCCGUGUUAUAGAGGCCCGAGAUUUGGCCCCUCGUGAUAUUACUGGCACAUCAGAUCCUUUCACCAGAAUUCUCUAUAACAACCUUAGUGCUGAGACAUCUAUCAUAAAGAAAACCCGUUUCCCACACUGGGAUGAGACCCUGGAACUGUGUCUGGAUGAAGCAGGCGAGUCUGAAUUGGGCUCUGUCACUCUAGAAGUCUGGGACUGGGACAUGGUGGGAAAAAAUGACUUCUUGGGAAAGGUAGAAAUCCCCAUGUCUUGCCUGUACAGGACUCCUCUGCUACAAGGCUGGUUUCGUCUACUACCACUGGGCAAUUCAGAGGAUGAUGCUGGGGGGAAGCUGGGGGCUUUGCGAUUGAAGGUACGCUUAGCUGAGGAGAGGAUUCUUCCUUCUCUGUAUUACCAGCCUCUCAUAGAUUUGCUUGUGGAAGCUGUCAUCUCACCUGCCGAGGUAGAUGACCUAACCCCAUUAACUCUGCUGGAGGAGGUGACCACUGUAGAAAGUCGUCAGGAUAUUGCGAUGACGCUAGUGAAGAUUUAUCUUGGCCAGGGCCUAGUUGUACCAUUCCUGGACUACCUCAAUACUAGAGAAGUGCACCACACAACUGAUCCAAAUACAUUAUUUCGCUCUAAUUCUCUGGCCUCCAAAGCCAUGGAACAGUUCAUGAAGGCUGUUGGAAUGAUAUAUCUACAUGAGGUUUUAAAGCCUAUAAUCAACCACAUCUUUGAAGAAAAGAAAUACAUUGAGCUUGACCCCUGCAAGAUAGACCUCAAUCGCUGCAGACGUAUAUCAUUUAAGGGAACAGCUUCUGAAGCAGAGGUGAGAGACAGCAGCGUGGGAAUGUUGCAGAUGUAUCUAACCACUAUCAUGGAGGCCAUUGUAAACUCCGUUUCCCAGUGUCCUCUUGCCAUGAGAGUGGUUUUUAAGCAACUCCAUAAACGGGUAGAGGAACAGUUUCCUGAGCCUGAAAAUGAGGAUGUGAAGUAUUUGGCAAUCAGUGGGUUUUUUUUCCUCCGUUUCUUUGCACCUGCGAUUUUGACUCCUAAACUGUUCCACCUAAGGGACCACCAUGCAGACACCCGUACAAGCAGAACUCUGUUGCUGCUUGCUAAGGCAUUGCAGAGUGUAGGAAAUCUUGGGUUGCAGCUGGGUCAUGGGAAAGAACAGUGGAUGGCUCCUCUACAUCCCAUCAUCCUUUGCAGUGUGGCAUCCAUUAAAGAUUUUUUGGAUAAGCUGAUUGAUGUAGACCAUGACGCUGUGUGUGAGGUUCCACAGCGUGCGGCAUACUCACCCUCUGUGACAAUAAGGGAGGGUUUUCUGCAGAAACACAAAGCCGAUGGACCCCAGCUGCUCAAGCGUUUUGCGUUUAAGAAACGCUACUUUUGGCUCAGCUCAGAGACCUUGUCCUAUGCCAAAACACCUGAGUGGCAGACACGCUCCUCUAUUACCAUUCAGAGUGUGUGUGCAGUGGAGAGAGUAGAUGAAAAUGCCUUUCAGGUUCAGAAUGCCAUGCAGGUUGUAACCCAAGAUCCGGAAGGCCAACUCAACACCAUGUACCUGCAGUGCAAGAAUGUUAAUGAGCUGAACCAGUGGCUGUCGGCCAUCAGGAAAGCCAGCAUCUAUAAUGAGCACAUGCUUCCCUCCUUCCACCCCGGGGCCCACCAUGGAAACAAGUGGACCUGCUGCCUACAGGCAGACCGCACAGCACUUGGCUGUAGUCGUACUCAUUCUGCAGUGACUCUGGGCGAUUGGAGUGAUCCUUUAGAUCCAGAUGCUGAAGCUCAGACUAUAUACAAAGAGCUGCUGCAAGGCAAAGACAAAAUCAGUCCAAAGCCUCAUAUUGACUUUGGCUCCACUCUUUGGCCUGGGUCGAGAAACAGGAAGCAGUACCUUGAGAGACAGGAAACAGAAGCUCCCGAGCAGGAAGAGACUGUAGUGGAGCCAAACAAGCCAUCAGAUAGAGUAGAAGUGCCCAUGUUGGAGCGUAGUGAGCGUUUCUGUGCUGUAGCGUCUCGGCUGUUGAACGUUGUCUUGGAUUUGGAACGUGCCCACACCUCUUUCCAGCGAAAGGAGAGAGAAGAGGCGAAUAGCCUCAUCCUGCCUCAGUAAAUUGCACUACACCCUAAAAACAUCCCAUACAUUCCAUACAUGCUUCACAGCCUGUAAUGCUGUCCACAAUGUGAACUAUUAUUGUGCCCUUGAUGCACCCUAAACACCUGACCUGCUUGUGACAUAUUUACUUAUGAGGCUUUGCCACGUCUGCCUAUUACCCACAUCAUCCAACCCUCCCAAGUAAAUAUGAAUAUUGCUUUAGGAUCCUACAAACUGUAAAAAGACAAUUAUGCAAUCUUUAGUAAAUUGAUGUUUUGUUUAUUAUGUUUAUGAAUAUUAUGUUUUAUGUAUGUCUGGCUUUUUAAUCAGACGUAAGACAGAAGUGAAAUAUUGCUUGACCUUCCUGUAUAUGUUUGUAUUUUGAAUAGACUUAGUGUUGAUUUUACAGCCACCAGCCAAAUUGUAGCUUUUGAAAUCAUGAGUGUAUAUCUGUGUAUGAUGCAGCUUGCAUGGCAGUAUGCUUAAUGACAUCAUUUCCACAAAAAACAUUGUCAAACCCACACACACACACACACACACACACACACACACGUGUAUGCGCACAGAACAGCCAUGCCUUCAUCUGGGUUUACAAAGAGGAUAGCAUUUCAAUGGCUGACGAAAGACUUUAUGAUCCACUUUCUCUAUCAAGUUGAACGUGAUAUUGUGCUCUUCUUCCAAGUAAUACUUUUAAAAUGAAUAGUUUGCUCCUAAUAUUAUGGAUAUUUUUAUAUUUUAAAACAAAGUACACAGAUAUAUUGCCUUUGUGAUGGCUGUUAGGACACACAUCCAGUCAAUGUGCUGUAUACGCCAUUGCCACGGACGUAUCCAGGCUAUGCUCUAUCCACUUUGCAGGUAAAACUUUCCAAUGAGUUAGCUGCUGUAGAAAAGCUUUUCGAUGGAGCAAAACUAACUGAGUCAGACCAGCACGCCUGUGGUCUGUAGUACAUUAUGUAUGGUCAGCUGGAUUUUUGAAUAGUGAGUUUGUUUGUUUGUUUUUUCAUUUAAUAUCUAUCUGUGUAUUUGAGUAUGAUUUUCACCUUUACCUGAAUAAUGACUUACAAUUGACAGUAGUGCCAAUAGUGAUUUUUGGGUUGUGUCUAUUUGAAUGAGAUAUAUAAUAUGUUGAGAUAAAAAUAAUAUGUUGGGUGUUGCAUGCCAAAUUGUUAUUUUUGGCAAGGUAUUUUUAUUCAUAUUAAUUAAUAUUUUUAUUCAUGAA